Sinocyclocheilus rhinocerous is the source of this 1215-nucleotide messenger RNA. It is a transcript of the gene ccdc34, whose product is annotated as coiled-coil domain containing 34. The transcript is spliced from 8 exons. Bases 141 to 1130 code for a protein of 329 amino acids. NCBI's taxonomy places the organism in Eukaryota, Metazoa, Chordata, Actinopteri, Cypriniformes, Cyprinidae. The record is from RefSeq and is a predicted model, not a curated record.
UGGUAUGAUUGACGUGUUGAGUGGGCGGGUUCAGGGGGAAAGAGGCGGAGCUUGACGGAGGAAGCUGCUCGAACAAAUCAAGCGAAACAAAAGCGAUUCAACGGAAUAUUGUGGGAUUAAACUGACUAAAUGGUUUGCUGAUGAUGUCGACCUUUCCAUCUUCUUCCUCCAAGAGUUUGACCUCCACCCCGCUCAAGUCCAGACCCAGCGGCCCGAGCAGCGUCCUGCAGCGCAGCAGGAGCCUGGAGUCCACCGGAGACUCGACGUCCUCGCUGCUGUCACCCAUCUAUCACGACAGCUUUGAGCUUUCAGAGGAGGAACCGGAGUCAGAUCAGCCACAGCCCGUUCACAACAUCACCGUCACGUCAAGUGAAGACGUCGCACCAGGCUCUCCAUACAGGGAUGAGGUGGACACAACAGGUCUGGAAGACAGAUCGUCAAAUGUGCAGUUCAAACUGAGUGCUUGGGAGCAGUGGAUUGUGGAUAAAGCCAAAGAGGAGCGUAUCAGAAAGCAACAAAAAGCCAUGGAGGAGCUUACGCUGAAGGAAAAACAGAAAGAGGAGGAAAAAGAACAGCAGAAGAAGAAAGUUGUCAACGAUUGCAAAAUUCAAGAGUGGCUGCAAAUAAAAAGAGAACAGGAAAAGAAAGAGAGAAUGUCCAAAGAGUUUCAGAAAAGCAAAGAACAGCUUCAAGAGGAGAAAAAACAUGCUGAGAUUGAAAAGAAAGCUCAGGAGAAAUAUAAGGAGUGGCUGCGGACGAAGAAGCAAGAAGAAACGGAGAGAAAGCUAAAAGAGAAGGAAGAGGCAGCCAGAAGAGAAGCAGAAGAGAGGGAGCGCAAAGAAAAGGCAGAGGACAGCUUUAAAGAGUGGCUUGAAGGUGUAAAAACAAAAGGAAAACUGAGCCGACAGUCAUCAGCAUCCUCAGCCGGCAACUAUAACAAUGUGAACUAUCCAGCUCCGAGUUUCGUCAACCCCAUCCCCUGGAAACCCAUUCAUGUUCCUCGGCAAGAGCGAACACCCAGGAAAAGCUCGGCCCGUAAGAGAACACCAGGACCAACAAAGAGCCAGUCGACCCCCUGUCUCACAUACAGACCUAAAGACACGAUCAGCUUCGCUUGUAAAAGACGGUGACACUGACCUCUGCUGGUCUGAGUCUGGUAUUAACUCAUCUAAAGACUUGAAGCGUUUUUGUCAAACAGGUAUUUCACAUUCAAAA